UAAUGCUAAUAGUUCUGAAUUCCAACUUAUCUAUACAAUUACAAGAUUGAUUGUUUAAAGAAGCAAUUAUGAUUAAAAAUCAUCAUAGUACAACAAAUAAUAAAAUCAGUGAUUUAAUAUCAAAUCAGAAUAUUGAUAAAACAAGAGAAGACCCUUAUUUCAAAGAUAAACAUACGCCUCUUCAAGUAAUUGCUCAACAAUAUGAUAGUUCCAAUUCUGAUGAUGAAAAUAAUACUGAAUUCAUUAAAGAAGUUUCAAAUAAAAAUGAUUAUCGAACGAAACACAAUUUGAUGCUUACAAGUGAUGAAUCAUCUGAUACUGAAAAUGAUUCAAGUAGUGAAUCAGACAAUACUUCUAAUUGUAGUAACUAUAUUAAAAGUAUUAUUAAUGAUAAUUCUGAAAAUGAAAAUGAAGAUAUAUGUAAAGAAAAUAAAGUAAGGAAAGUUUUUAAACCAAAAGGAGAAUUUGAUGAUCUUCCACCAAUUGAAGAUUUAAAAAUUAGUGUACCCGAAGUUCUUUGUGAUCCAGUAGGAGAGGUUGCUUGGACUGUUGAACAAAUGGUUGUCGUUCGUCCUAAGAUUGGUAAACCAACACUUAAUUUAGAUACUAUUUUAUUUAUUGAAAGAGGUCAAAGAGCUCUUGGUCAUAUCUUUGAUGUAUUUGGUCAAGUUUCUGAACCAUAUUACUGUGUAAGGUUUAAUAGCGCAGAUCAUAUUUUAAAAUGUGAUAUUAAAAUAGGUAUGACCGUUUACUAUUGCCCAAAUACAGAAUAUACAUCACUAGUCUUCUUAAAUGAACUUACAAAGAUGAAAGCUGUCGAUGAAAAUGGAGAUGAGGAACCUCAGUUUUCAGAUGACGAAGAAGAACAAGCUUAUUUAGCAAAUUUAAAGAAACAAUCUAAUAAUGAUAAAAUAAAAGAAGGAAAUUGUGAAAUACCAAAAAAACGCAGACGAGGUUGUCAAUCUAACAAUCUGUGGAAUAAUAAUAAGAAACGUGAAGUAAAUAUUUAUUCACAAAAUUCAAAAUCAAGUUAUAGCUCUAAACAACCAUGGUCUAAAUUAGGGUAUCAACAACAAAAUCUAUGGCAUCAAUAUAAUUCAUUUCCAAAUAAUCAAUGGAUAUCUCAAAAUUUAUCAUAUAACCAAAUACAAGCAUUUAAUGAAUAUGAAGAUCAAACAUUUCUACAACAAAUAGAUAUUCCAAAUAUAAAGCUAACACAAAUGCAAUGGAAUCGACAUUAUCAAUUGCCACAAAUGAAUAUUGUAUCUUUUCAAGGAUUUUCACAAACAUUAAUCCCACCUUUCACUUUAUCACCGCCACCGCCACCGCCACCACCACCACCACCGCCCUACCAUCAUCAAUGUCAACACCACCACACUAGUACCUUUCAAUUUAAAUAA
Messenger RNA from Ceratosolen solmsi marchali, 1400 nucleotides. RefSeq names its product H/ACA ribonucleoprotein complex non-core subunit NAF1. Lineage: Eukaryota; Metazoa; Arthropoda; Insecta; Hymenoptera; Agaonidae. Gene Ontology annotation, biological process: pseudouridine synthesis; ribosome biogenesis; box H/ACA snoRNP assembly. The record is from RefSeq and is a predicted model, not a curated record. Gene Ontology annotation, cellular component: sno(s)RNA-containing ribonucleoprotein complex. The transcript has 7 exons. Gene Ontology annotation, molecular function: RNA binding. Bases 69 to 1400 code for a protein of 443 amino acids.